UUCGCUCGAGCAACGCCGGUUUGCGUGCCUGUUUUUAAAACUUUGAAAGUAGAGUGAGCAUUUGACUAUUGUUUCAUGGAGUAAUUCGUGUCCAAGAGGCACACUGACCCAGAUUUUGUCUUGCGCAGCGAACACAUAGAAGGAGCUACAGCCCAUGGUGUGCCAAAAUGGGGCCCGGCAUGCUGAUGGCAACACCAAGAACCAAGAGGCCCUCUGAUGGGCAGAGCACAGUGAGGUCAAAGCGCCAACGACACUCCAUUGGACCGGACGGAAAUGGCCAUGUGACCGUGGCAGUCCGCGUACGGCCCCUCAAUCAUCGGGAGCACGGUGUCAGGAGGGUAGUCCGUGCAGUGGACUCGCAGAUGCUCGUGUUUGACCCCGACGAGGAUGUUCCCAGCACGCCCCUGCGAAGGCACCCACAGCGCCAGAGCAAAAAUCUUGUUUUUGUCUUUGACAAGGUCUUCGAUGAAGAUGCCACCAACAGACAUGUUUUUGAAAACACGACACAACCAAUCCUGGACAAGCUCCUUGAAGGCUGCAACUGCUCCGUAUUUGCCUACGGAGCAACGGGCUCCGGAAAGACUUUCACCAUGCUGGGCUCUCCUGACUGUCACGGGGUCGUUCUUCACACGGUGUCGGACCUGUACGAGAGACUCGAGGCCCUGAAAGAAGAGAGGUCGUUCAAGGUCAUGGUCUCUUACUUUGAGGUCUACAAUGAAAAUGUCAAGGACCUCCUGAAGCCUGGCGGCGCUCCCCUCAUCCUGUUGGAAGACCCCGUGCGGGGUGUCCAAAUCUCGAAGCUUUCCGUACAUGCGCCGCAGAACGCCUCUCAACUGCUGGAGAUGUUGCACCAAGGCAACCUCAACAGGACGCAACAUCCAACAGAUGCCAAUGCAGAGUCUUCACGCUCGCACGCAGUCUUCCAGGUAUAUCUCACCCAAAGCGAGCACGUGACCGGAACAUCUUCCGGAGUGCGAUCUUCCAAGAUGAGCUUCAUUGACCUGGCGGGAUCGGAACGGGCCGCAACGGUGACCUCCACGGGCGUGCGGUUCCGGGAAGGGACCAACAUUAACCGGUCCCUCUUGGCACUUGGCAACUGUAUCAAUGCGCUGGCAGAUUACAAGCGUAAAGGACACGUGCCAUACCGAGACAGCAAGCUGACGAGGAUCUUGAAGGAUUCCUUGGGCGGUAAGUGCCAGACCGUGAUGAUAGCAGCCAUCAGCCCAUCGUCCUUCAACUACGAGGACACCUAUAACACCCUCAAGUACGCAGACCGCGCAAAGAACAUCAGACUCGAGGCAAAACGCAACAUGGUCAAUGUUGACCUUCAUGUUUCCAUGUAUGGAGCUGUUCUCGAAGAGUACAAGAAAAAGAACGAUGAGCUAUCUGUGAGACUGAAAACGUCACAAGCAACUGUCAAGGAGCUGCAGGAAGAAUUGUCGGGCCUCAAGAGGCAGCUCGUGCAGGCACCAGCCCCUGUAUCAGCUCCUGUACCCAUACCUGCACCUGUGCCAGACACAGUGUUGCCAGAUAUUGAGAGGCUCUACAAGAUACGCUCCAUGUUGGUGAAAGAGUUGUGCGAGUGCGAUGGCUCCUUGCGAUGUAUGGAACUAAAGACCCGGUUACGUGACAUGACCCUUCGGAAUUACUCCGCGUUGACAGCUGUUCCUAGUACCAACUGUGAAAAACCCGAGGUUUCGACAAUGUGUUCGGAGGCUAGAAAACACCAACUGACCGAGAAGAGGAAGCAGCUGCAGCAGAAGCUACGAGACAAUUUUGACUCCAUCGCGGGGCAGAUCGGAAUGGCUGGCGCUGUACACUCACAAGAGGCCAUCAACAGAGAGGUCAGGCAGUGCGACUUGGUCCUGGCAUUGGAAGAAAGCCAGCUCAGAGAAAGCACACUAAUGCAAGCCUGCCUCCUGCAAACGCAGCAGAUCUCUCAGUGGGAUCAGAUGCAUCAGGCUGUGCUGCCACACAUUAAGAAUCUCCACUUAUUAGCCGAGGGCCACAAGUACAUCACCAAUGACCUGCGGGCAGCGUAUCAGAAUAUUCUCAGCCUGGCCAAAAGUAGCGGUCACGUCAGUUGGGCGGACCAGCAGGAUGAAGAGGCGGCACGUUCUCAGUUGAAAGAGCUCUUGGAUAUUCCACGAUGGCACAGCCUGUCCACGGAACCUGUCAAUACUGCUGACAUUGAGCAGCCUCAAACUCCUGCGGCAGAGCGCACCACCUUCGCUGUUCGUCGAGUUGCAUCCCCUCACCCUCUCAGGAUUGGAGGUGCAGUGCACGGUGAAGACGGCAGAACACCAGUUCACGAUCAUCACAUUGGUGUUCCUACACCGAGGCAAGCAGCAGCGCUCACGCCGCUCAGACUCGACCAGACUUUCGAUGCCGCGCGGACACCGCAGUUCCAGCAGACGGCGCUGAGACCGUUCAACAGGGCGCUAGAUGAAACAUUCGUUGCCGCCGCAAUGCCUGGUAGUCCGGUGCUGAACACCCUGGACGCAACGUUCAUGGUGAAUGGCACCCCAAAGUACUCGGGCAUGCAGCGACACGUUAUUUCACAUCCUGUUGUAGUAGACAAGAGGCCGUACUUCGUCGCUCCGUCUAGGGGGCCCGUGUACAGAAACGUCAAAGAGAAUGUGCCGCAUCAAAUCAAUCGUGGAAGGGGGGGACGCCCACAGCAGCGAGGAGGGGUGUACCACCCCCGUAGACAGUGGAGACCCAUUUGGAGAAGCGGGAGCACACCCAACAUCGGGAUGUCGCCAUUUCAACAGCUGGGACCUCGCCCGUGUAGACCGGUCGGGCCCCACAACUACAGGGGUAGGGGAGGUUACUUUUAGUGACCGCAGUCUCCUUAUCAGCCUGCAGGGCAUCUCUGGGUUUGCUUAACCCCGGUCCCCCAUGACUGGAGGGGGUCGUGUGCAUUUUUCUAGGCUAUCGCGUGCGAGACAAGAUGUGCAUGUUUCAAUUACUGUGCUGAUGAAAGCUGAUGAGAGUGGCAAGUGGUCUUUUUAGCCUGCUUUUAUUUCAGUUCCUGCGCUGUGCAUAAUGAUAAAACUACCCCGCAUUUUUGUGCUUGUUCCUGCGCUGUGGUUUCUGGACCGCUUAGGGACAUAAUUCCUUUCCGUAAUUGUGCUGGGGGGCCGUCCUCUAUGAAAUUGUGACCUGGUCGAUGCAUCUACUAUUUUCCAAUUGGCACUUUGCAUAGUUCCUUUUUUGGGUUUUACCCCAAGUGAUGGUGAUGCAAAUCAGGGGUAAAAAUGGGUUUUACCCCAUUCAUAGUGCCAGGGGUCCCAGUCCAAUAGUCCUACUAUAGGACACACACCUUCUUGAGGCAUCCCUCACAUAUCAUAUGCCAAUGACAUGUGCACUACAGGAGAAGAUGCUGCUGUAUCUUUUUUUUUUUCCUUGGCGAUAAAGUUUUCCAUGGGUUUUUUGCCAGGUUAAACAUUAAAGCACCAAGUCUGAAACUGAAAAAAUAGAAACUGUGUGUAGUCAACCCUGUACCUAUGAACAGCCAGGAUUAUUCAUAAAUGGGGGGUGAAAUGCUGUUUUGUAUCCUAGACAAAAAGCCUCCAUUGCACGACAAACAUUGAACUGAAUGGCAAACAUGCCUACUGCAAAAUGUAUUAAUUGUUUCACGUUUCAUGUGCAACACUUUAGGGUUGCAGGAGUCCCAUAGUCCCGCUAUUGGACACAUACUUUUUGAAGCGCAUAUAUCUUUGCUCAAUGCCGUGCUGCUCGUCAGAGGACUGCUUUGUGUUAUUUGAUUUUUCCUUCGUGACAAAGUUCAGGAAGUUGGUCCAACUGGCACAUGCAUGAAGUACCACUAUCUGAUGAACAUGUAAUUUCAAUGAGUACUCCAAGAUGAUGGAGUUUUCUAACGCAUGUCUGUGUUACUGUACCAGUGUACUGCGUGACACCAUGCUUUUAACCUUUUACCGCACGGUGCGUUGGCAUAAUUGUUCUUUUCGUCCUGACAUGCCGCAUGCAUCAUGGAGUGCCAAGUGUACAAGUUCGAAGGCUGUGACUGGUGCUAAUAGGUCACAUGAUCUGUAUUGGACGUUGCCUGUACCAAGCUGGACUGGGUACGCCGCAGCGAUGUUGCAUCUGUGUACGUGUUGUGCAGUGUGGAGAUACUAAACAAAUAUUCAUACACA
Ornithodoros turicata is the source of this 4160-nucleotide messenger RNA. Its product is annotated as kinesin-like protein KIF18A. Gene Ontology annotation, biological process: microtubule-based movement. NCBI's taxonomy places the organism in Eukaryota, Metazoa, Arthropoda, Arachnida, Ixodida, Argasidae. Gene Ontology annotation, molecular function: ATP binding; microtubule motor activity; microtubule binding. The record is from RefSeq and is a predicted model, not a curated record. The coding region runs from base 168 to 2840 and encodes 890 amino acids. The transcript has 16 exons.